This is a messenger RNA of Leptomonas pyrrhocoris, 1192 nucleotides long. RefSeq names its product RNA-binding protein-like protein. The transcript has a single exon. Gene Ontology annotation, cellular component: nucleolus. Lineage: Eukaryota; Euglenozoa; Kinetoplastea; Trypanosomatida; Trypanosomatidae. Gene Ontology annotation, molecular function: RNA binding. Gene Ontology annotation, biological process: maturation of LSU-rRNA from tricistronic rRNA transcript (SSU-rRNA, 5.8S rRNA, LSU-rRNA). Bases 41 to 1192 code for a protein of 383 amino acids. The record is from RefSeq and is a predicted model, not a curated record.
GAAGGUAAACCGAACUAUCGGUAGGAGGACAGACCACACAAUGCCACCUAAGCGCACCCCAUCGCAGGCGAAGAAGUCGCCGUCCGCCGCCGCCAGCGGGGCUGCCGGCAAGCGCAAGAAGCUUUCUUUCAGCGAGUCCACGCUGAAGGCGGCGUCGAGCGCGAUUCAAACCACUCACAUCGACACCGCCGUGUCCGCCGCGAAGCACGCGGCAGCCCCGGAAGCAGCGGCAGCGGCAUCAUCGAGGAAGCAGCAGCAGCAGCAGCAGAGCAAGGCCGCCCCCAAGCCUGCCCAGACUACAGGAACGAAGAAGCGUGCGGUUGCGGAUAUGCACGGGAGUGGGAUUGUGAAGGCGAAGCAGACAAAGAAGCGCGCCGCAGCAGCCGAUCUCGUAGAGGAAGACGCGGAGGUGGUGGCCGCCCCUGUCCACAGCGACGAUGACGACAACUCCAGCAAUGACGAGGCGGACAUGCUGAACGGUGUUGUGACGGCCUCAGCGGAGGAGGAAGAAAAUCUUAGCGACGUGGCGGAUGGCGCCUCUUCCAGCGACGAUGACAACGACGAGGCCGCGGCUGUGGCGACGAAGAAGAAGGGCCGGGGACGCCUCACCGCGCCGUACCGGGCAGUCCGUCUCAGCUUCCUGCCGGCGGAGUUCCAGGAGCCGCAGCUGUACAAGUUCCUCAACCAGUUCGGGGCGACGGUGCUCAACUGCUUCUGCGUGCGCAGCAAGCGCACCCACCGCUCCAAAGGCAUCGCCUACGUGGAGUUCGAUAAGGAGUCUGUCAUCCCCCUCGUGGUGGAGGAGUGCAACGGUAUGGCGCUCGGUGGUAUGUCGGUUCAGGCGCGUGCGGUGACGCUGCGCCAGCCGAUGCCGUCGCGCAAGCUGGUCACGCGUCGUCGCGCGCUCGCCUACGCCUAUCGCACGAAGGGUGCUCCGCUGAAGCAGCACGACGUGCAUAAGAAGAAUGCCGUGGGACUUCUCAUUAAGGCGGCGCGGACGGAGAAGGUGAACAACGCGCAUCUGAGGCAGCUCGGGAUUGACUUCCAAACCGACUUCUAUCAGUCGCAGCUAAAGUCGCUGCCGGCGGGUGUCUUUCGCAAGCCGGCGAAGAAGACGACGCCGAAGGCGAUGCCCCGGCCGGCAGCAAAGAAGGCGGCGCCGAAGAAGACGGCGCCCAAUAUGAAGAAGUGA